AUGCUCCCUAAAGUGCUGGCAUGCCUUAUUAGGGACAGCUCGAUUUUUCCCCAAACGGGUAAUUUCGUAAUCCCCCGAACCAUCCCUAUCCUCGAUAACCGCGAGGCUGCCCUGCCGGCUAAUGGCGUAGAAUUGCCCUCGGUGGCCGGUAAGGUUUGUGAACUCCAUGUAUUGAUGGUCGAAAGCCGGUUUAGUAAGGCCGGUUAUGACGAAGGCGAAUCGGGAGACCUCGGAGCUCCCAGUGCGUCUGAAGUGUACAGUGCUGUCCCUGCGCAGACGGUAUUCCGGGCCCCAGCGAAGGAAUUCAUCGAUAGAAUACAAUGUCGAUUGGCGUUGAUGGAAAAACCCCUUGAGGCUGUAUUUAUCGGGAACGUCGGUUGUUCGAAUUUCGGGAGGGAUGUCGAUUAG
Striga asiatica is the source of this 408-nucleotide messenger RNA. The record is from the annotation of a GenBank genome assembly. Lineage: Eukaryota; Viridiplantae; Streptophyta; Magnoliopsida; Lamiales; Orobanchaceae.